GGCGCGUCCCGCCCCGCCCCGCGCGGUGCUGAGGCAGCCAUGGCGCCCAGGGGCGGCCCCGGCGGGCGGCAGCAGUCGGAGGAGGACCUGCUGCUGCAGGACUUCAGCCGCAACCUCUCGGCCAAGUCCUCCGCGCUCUUCUUCGGCAACGCCUUCAUCGUCUCCGCCAUCCCCAUCUGGCUUUACUGGAGGAUAUGGCACAUGGAUCUCGUCCAGUCCGCCGUGCUGUACGGCGUGAUGACCCUCAUCAGCACCUACCUCGUGGCCUUCGCCUACAAGAACGUCAAGUUCGUGCUCAAGCACAAGGUGGCCCAGAAAAGAGAAGACGCUGUUUCCAAAGAAGUUACCCGUAAGCUUUCUGAGGCAGACAACAGGAAGAUGUCCCGUAAGGAGAAGGAUGAAAGAAUUCUCUGGAAGAAAAACGAAGUUGCAGAUUACGAAGCAACAACCUUUUCCAUCUUCUACAACAACACUCUCUUUCUGGUCUUGGUCAUCAUUGCUUCGUUUUUUGUGCUGAAGAACUUCAACCCCACCGUGAACUACAUCCUUUCUAUAAGCGCCUCCUCUGGACUGAUCGCCCUGCUGUCUACAGGAUCCAAGUAGACACAACCCACAGUCCGUUUUUGUGGCAGCGUUCAACUUCCAUACGAAAGCAUGAGGGAGGAGUAGGAAUACGUGUUUUUAUGAUGUGACUGCCCGAGGGCCUGGGGGGAGGGUUUCAAGAGAAAAUCAGUGAAUUAUGCAUUGGGUAUCCUUACGUGGUAUUAUUC
Messenger RNA from Oxyura jamaicensis (ruddy duck), 770 nucleotides. It is a transcript of the gene SSR3, whose product is annotated as signal sequence receptor subunit 3. Gene Ontology annotation, cellular component: endoplasmic reticulum; membrane. The coding region runs from base 40 to 603 and encodes 187 amino acids. Gene Ontology annotation, biological process: SRP-dependent cotranslational protein targeting to membrane. The transcript is spliced from 5 exons. The record is from RefSeq and is a predicted model, not a curated record. Lineage: Eukaryota; Metazoa; Chordata; Aves; Anseriformes; Anatidae.